Annulohypoxylon maeteangense is the source of this 1721-nucleotide messenger RNA. RefSeq lists its product as uncharacterized. The record is from RefSeq and is a predicted model, not a curated record. NCBI's taxonomy places the organism in Eukaryota, Fungi, Ascomycota, Sordariomycetes, Xylariales, Hypoxylaceae. Gene Ontology annotation, cellular component: nucleus. The coding region runs from base 148 to 1530 and encodes 460 amino acids. The transcript has a single exon.
UCUCUCCUAGAUAUGUAUCUUAACCGUUGAUUCCCGCAUGCGAUACCGCUAUCAGCGAGUAUUGGCUGUGAUAAGAGAAUUUGGUAGAAAAAAAAAGUUAUCAACAAUUUUAUCUUAACUCAAAGAAUCCAGCGCUUGGAUAAUAUCAUGAGUUGCUCAUGCCGCACGACGUCUUUAAGGGUCUUUAUCAAAAGCCUGACGGACUUGCGGCUGUCUCAUUCGACUACCAAGGCAACAGGAGCAAUCCAACCCCGAUAUACAAGAACAGUUGGCCUUCGGUCACAAUUCAUCUUAACCAGGCCAUAUACUGCCACUGCAGCCCUAGGCUUUCCACGACGAUUAUCGGCAUCGCUAACAUGGACCUCAUCGUCUUCGCCAACGCCUGCUACUCCUGAAGCCCCAGAACCUAAGAAAAAGAAAAGACACAAUCGUGCAGCAGUAAAUCAACCUAACAAACGGGUGUUGAAUACCUCUCCUCGCAAAUAUGAGGAGACAGAAAGUAGAGCCGCAAUCCUUGAAUUGUCGCCUGAGUCGAUAGACUCCCUCAUCGCAGAGUCAGAAGACGCAGAGUCAGAAGAGUGGUCGCCCCAGGAACGCUUACCUCCCAACCUCAAGUUUGGGUCCACUAUCCACGAUGAGUCCGAAUCGAGCCGCAAACCUAUCAGAGAAAGCUCUAGACUGAAGAAGUUGAAGAUCAUGGGAGGUAAAAGGCGGGAAGAGGUAAUGAGCCGUCCUAGAGCCUUCCGGAAGGAACACUGGCGGAUACAGAAGGAGGCGCUCAGGCGGAAGUUCCCGGAAGGCUGGAAGCCGCGCAAGCGGCUGUCGCCGGACGCGUUGGAAGGUAUCCGCGCUCUGAACGCGCAAUACCCUGGCCACUUCACGACGGAGGAGUUGUCGGACCAGUUCUUGGUUUCACCCGAGGCCAUUCGUAGGAUCCUCAGGACCAACUGGAAACCCUCGGCUGAGGAGGAAGAGGACCGCCACCGACGCUGGUUUGGCCGCGGCAGGAGUAUCUGGAGUCAAUUGGCGGCUCUAGGUAAUAAGCCCCCGCGUAUAUGGCGCCAUGAGAAGGUUGUGAGAGAUCAUAUGUGGCCUAAACGAAAGAAUCCAAGGAAGCAGCUGAAGCGGCGGGAGCGGCGGGAAAGGCGAACUUUCGAUGAGGAGGUUGCUCAGACCUUUAAGGAGCACCCUCUUGAGAGCGUCGUUGAAGACUCUAACCCGGAGCCCCUCAGAGAUGCCAAUGAAGAAUUCCACCAGAAGAUGAAGGAGCGCCCACGCCACCAUAAGAAAUUCAUGAAAGGUCACAGGAGCUUCGACAAGGGUCACAAGAAUUUCAAUAAAGAUCCUAAUCGGAAAUUCAAUAGAGAUUCUGGCAGGAAACUCAAUAUGGACUCUAAUAGGGAUUUUGUUAGGGAACCCAAGAAGAAGGCAGAUAAAGUUCCCGAUAACCGGGAUGCUUUUGAGAAGGCUUUUGAUGCGCGCUUUGACCCGGAUUCUGAUCGGAAAGCUAUUCGGAAGUCUCACUUUUAGUCUUGCUCUGCCCAAGGCUACCACCUAUGUAAAUAGUUGUAUUAUACCAUCCUGAAAAAUUUACCAUCUCAGACAAGACGAAGAAACUUGAUGAACUACUAUCCUUCAUUUCAUGCUUCUUUGGUUUCGAUAAAGAUUAGUAGUCUGAAAUGGUUCGUGGAAUAAGCAUAAUCGUUCAAAAUGAUCCCGAG